UCGUGCUAUUUUGCAGGAAGGUAUGGUUAUGUCACGAGCGUUGAUGACCCGAGGCGUGCGGCGUUUUUGUACCAGUGUCCGUAGAAGGGUUAAAAUUCUCGGGAUCGAAACGAGUUGCGAUGAUACUGGAGCAGCCAUUGUUGAUGACACUGGGAAUAUCCUGGUAGAGUCCUUGCGGUCUCAGCAAAACAUCCAUUUGAAGUUUGGUGGCAUCAUUCCGCCGCUGGCACGGGAUCUCCACAACGUCAGUAUAAAGUCCGUCGUAGCCGAAUGUCUCGACACGGUCCCACUCUCAGAAGUCGACGCUGUCGCUGUCACGAACCGACCGGGCCUCAUCUUGUCCUUGGAGGUCGGAGUCGGAUUUGCCAAAGAACUUUGCCGAUCCUGUCCGGGCAGAAGAAUCCCGCUGAUACCCGUGCAUCACAUGGAAGCUCAUGCCUUGACCGUGCGGAUGGUGGAAAAAAAACAGAUAAGUUUUACGUUUUAUUGUCACGUAAUCCGAAGAAUGACGUUGUGGAUGUGGUUUCACGGACCACGUAAAAUCAUGGCUGCGUGGUUGCACAUGGAUGAGUCUUGA
Notodromas monacha is the source of this 577-nucleotide messenger RNA. NCBI's taxonomy places the organism in Eukaryota, Metazoa, Arthropoda, Ostracoda, Podocopida, Cyprididae. The record is from the annotation of a GenBank genome assembly.